Molecule: messenger RNA, 1599 nt
Organism: Cuscuta epithymum
Lineage: Eukaryota; Viridiplantae; Streptophyta; Magnoliopsida; Solanales; Convolvulaceae
Source: the annotation of a GenBank genome assembly
CACAACUUGCUAAUCUUAUUGAGAAGCCUUAGAGCAUUCACACAACCUCCGAGAUCCCAUACGAGCAUUCACUCCAUAUCUCGAGCUUCACUUAUCCAAAUUAGGAGUGUGAGGUGUCUAAAGAAAGCUCUCAAGACGAGGAAUCCGGGAAAAUGCAGCCUGCAAUGAAUGAAGUAAUGGAAGGUCUCCAAAUCACCGAAGACAGACGCUACAUUGUAAAACGUAUUUUCCUCACUGGAGACAAUCGCUUUCUUUCUAGCAGAUCUAAUUCCUGCGAUUUCUCCAUCUGCGAUUUUGGAAUAUGCCGGCAGCGUUGCUUAUCAUAAGUACCAAAAGAGAGGAAACUGCAGUCUAUAUUAAUCUGGGAUGAUUUCACGUUUAAUUGCAGAGAUUUAUUCAGAGCCAAAACACGAGGUUGCGUGGGAGAAAAUCAAUGGGGAAGGAGGUUUACAGAAACCUUGUGAAAGGAGUGAAGAAACACAUCAGAAGGGAAGAGCACAAAGCCCAUUUCACCGACUUUAUAAUAGAGGAGUUCAGGACGAGCAACAAUACCGAAGCUGCUGUUGCUGCUGCUAAGAAGGGUCUUUCCCAGACUCAUCAAGAGGGUAGGUUAAAGCUUGCCAAAGAUUACACCUUCCUCCUCAAUAGUGUUCACCAUCAAAAGGACUUGCUCUUUUCUAAUAAAAUCUCAGUCAAUAGGUCUGAUGAGAUGAAAAGAGUUUUGAGAAAAUCUGCUGCCAGCGUGGGACUCCAACUUCCUGAAGCUUAUCACUUUAUCAGCCAUGACAGCUAGUUUGUGCAUGGAACUGGUGCAACACAGUCAACUGGUGUAGAACCUCUGAACCGACCAGAGAUAUUCUAAUAUGCUGUUAAGCUACUCCGUAUUAUAUUAAGAGAAUUAAGUUUAAUUUGGGAAAUUCUUUGAAGGGCAUAUUAGUUUGGGAAUUAAUAAUUUUUAUUACCUCCAUAUUCAAAUAGUUUCUCCAGGUCUCUCAAUAUUGGUUUUAUAGUUUUAUUAGGUUUAUUACUUUUUGUUUUUAUCCUUCGUAAAUGUUCACUCACUUCAUUUGAUGGAAAAUAGUAUGUGUUUGAUAUUGUUAAAAAAAGUAGAGAUGUUGUCGAUAAUCAUCUAUCAUAUUGACUUUUCUAACCAUUAUUUGCUUUCCCCUUUUAUCUAAUUCUAUGUGUGCUAAUAAUUUGAUGUUUUGUUUUAUAGGAAAAGGUUGUCAUGAGAAGGAUGAAAUAUAACAAAAUAAUGAAAGACGCAUGUCACGCUAAAUCUCCAGGCUACUUGAUGAGUUGUUAAUGCUGAAUACACUCAAUUCUAAGUUGAAUUUGAGUCUCCUGGUAAGCUGUGAUCCGAGAUAAAAGGCAUUCUGAGGCUGGAUCAUAACUUGGGAAGGUUAUCUAUCAGGCAUUGUCUUAGGGAGGCGAACUAUGUACACCGCCCAUUCUUUAGCAAAGUCUAGUUCUUAAAUUAGUAGCUUUAGUGCAUUUUUAGUAUUGCUAGUUUACUCUCAAACGUUUUAGGGGUUUGUUAGACUUUGGAAAUACCCCACGUACACUUGAGCUACUACUUAUUUUUGUUUUAGGGGUAAG